Alnus glutinosa is the source of this 624-nucleotide messenger RNA. RefSeq lists its product as uncharacterized. The coding region runs from base 1 to 624 and encodes 207 amino acids. The record is from RefSeq and is a predicted model, not a curated record. NCBI's taxonomy places the organism in Eukaryota, Viridiplantae, Streptophyta, Magnoliopsida, Fagales, Betulaceae. The transcript is spliced from 2 exons.
AUGGCACUCCGGACGGAUGAACCACCCGCUUUAACGGAUACUAGUACUGCACUAGAGAUGGCUAAACAUGAAAGGUGGGAGCGAUCCAAUCGCCUCAGCUUAAUGUUUAUGCAGUCUCACAUUGCCAAAGGCAUUAGGGGUUCUAUCCCCGAAUGUCCUAAGGCUAAGGAUUUUUUGAAAGCCGUUGAAGCACAGUUUGUGAGUUCAACUAAAGCCAUGGCCAGCACUCUAAUGAAGAGAUUAUCAAGUCAAGCCUUCGAUAGUUCCAAAGGUGUGCGUGAGCACAUCAUGGAAAUGAGGGAUAUAGCAGCUCAAUUAAAGUCCCUUGAGGUUGAGAUUUCCGAAUCCUUCUUGGUCCAUUUGGUUCUCAACUCUCUUCCUCCUCAGUAUGGUCCUUUCAAGAUUUCAUACAACACACAUAAGGAUAACUGGUCAAUUAAUGAACUUUUGACCAUGUGUGUUCAAGAAGAAGAGAGAUUGAAACACGAGAAACCAGAAAGUGUUCACUUGGUUGCUCGUGCUAAAGCAAAGACUAAGAAAGGCAAGGCUGCCCACCACUCCAAGAAAGGAAACAAGAUGUCACUCAAAGGGAUUUCUCAAAACAAGGAAGCCGAUAAGAAGUGA